CAACACUCGACAACCUCAUCCCACGAAUCGAUGGCACUACCCACAAGAUUUGCUUGCAGUCUUUGCGGUAGGCAAUAUCGGCACAAGAGCCAUCUGCACAGACAUGAAGCAACCCACUCAGGAUCUGGCGACUUUAGAUGUCAGUAUUGCAACAAAGGCUUUGGAAGAAGAGACGUCUGGCGCAAACACUACCUAAGCUGUACAAAUAACAACAACCGCGAUGGGCCUCCUCCAGCAGCCAAGAGGGGGAAAAAGGUCAAGGCAUGCGAUGCUUGCUUCCGCAGCAAGCUCUCUUGCGACGGGGUCUCACCUUGUACGAGGUGCAAGUCUCGGCACGCCACAUGCACAUACGCAAGGGUGCAGAACAACAACCGCAGCGUGUCCCUAGACCCGUCCCCCAGCGCCACCGACACCAACGGGGCUGGCUUGCCGAGAGCUGACGCGCAUCACUCGGCACGCCUUACUCCGGUCACCAAGGAUGACGAGACUGGGACUCCGAUAUCGUUUCUCCUCACUCUGACCAACCCCAGAGCUGAGUCGAUGAUCGAGGCCUUUCUCGAGGAGCCGAGCCGUGACGACAUCCCCAGCAUCGAGCUCCAGCCGGACACCAGCAUUCCCACCGACCCGGACCAGGAGACGGCAUCCGCAGACAUGUUCUUCCUCCCUUGGGCCCUGGACCAGAACCCUCCGGGGCCCUUCCCCGAGCUCGUACCCUGGCAAAGCCCCAGCCUGCGCGAGGAGGAAGAAGGCGUCGAUUCCGUCCUCCAGCCGACCGUGGCCGCGCUCACGUCCCUGCACGCCGCCCUCGCGGCCACCACCACCACCACCAACGGCUCCUCGCGCGGCGACGCCUUCGACCCGGCCCUCGCUGGCCGCGUCUUCACCCGCUCCAACCGGGACAUCUUCCUGCCGAUCUACUUCCGCUUCACCCACCGCCACGUCCCGCUCAUCCACCGCCCCACCUUCGACCCGGCCGCCUCCGCCCCGGCCCUCGUCCUGGCCGUCUUCCUCUGCGGCGCCCUCUACGCCCCGCCGCGGGACUGCGUCCUCGCCGUCCGCGGCUGCUUCCCCCUCGCCGAGGAAUACGUCUUCCGGCGGCUGGAGGGGCUGCUCCGGCUGCACGAGCACGAGCACGAGCACAGCGAGCGAGACGCAGAACCACGCGCGGGGAAGGAGUCGGAGCGGUAUGAUCCGGAGCGCGAGCGGGAAACGUACGAGACCCUCCAGGCCGCGCUGCUCGUGCACGGCGCGCAGUUCAUGAUGAACGAUCCCGCCGCGAGGAGCACCGCCUGGGCGGCGAGGUGGCCGGCCCUGGUCGGUGCCGUGAGGCGGCUGGGGCUGACGAGCGCGAGGCAGACGCAGUCGCCCGACGCGGAGGCGGGGGAAAUCGACUGGGGGAGGUGGGUAAGGGACGAGGUCAGGAUCAGAAUUUCCAAUGCGGUCUUCCUCACCGACUGGCAGCAGUGUGGCGUGUUCCAUCUGCCGGUGCUUUCAACAUUCCACGAGAUGACCGCAGACAUGCCCUCUCUGCCGGAUCUGUGGGAGGCCAAAGACGCUGCCGAGUUUCGAGCCGCCAUCGAAGCGAACGGGCGAGGCUGUUGGCGGCGAUCCGCAUCCCUCCGCGACUGCACCGACGCGCUGGUUGCCGAGUCUUGGUCAGGGGUCAAGGGUUUCCCGCUUAAGAACCUCACGUGUCUCGAUCACCUCAUUCUUAGUACAGCCAUUCAUGUCAUGAUCGGCUCUGCCCGUUUUGUGUCGCUACUCCGGCCUUGUAUCCCGGUCCUCCGCCGAGCGAUAGACCGGUGGCAAGAGCUGUGGCACGCAACUGUCAGCAAGAUUGAUGACGAAGAGCUGCGCACGAGCGGCUUCUUUAGGCACUGUGGCGAAUACGGCUGGCUCGCUAGGGCUUUGUUGAAAGAAUCGCUAGAGGGGAAGGACAGAGACUCGCCAUAUUACCGACGAAUCGGUCAUGCUACACCAAAAGAGCUGCAUGAUCUGUUGCGUAAACUGAGGGAGGGAUGAAAGAUUGCGAAUUGGAGCUUGGUUAUUAUUCCCUGCGAAGGCUGUGUCUGGGCCCGCAUUGCACUAACAUAGACAAUCUCCAAUCUUACAGAAGAGCAGACAGCUCGCUCUUUACCAAAGAUGUCGGUGAUAACUGUUCGGUUCCUAUCGUUGGAGAGAGUUGAAGUUGUU
Thermothelomyces thermophilus ATCC 42464 is the source of this 2193-nucleotide messenger RNA. RefSeq lists its product as uncharacterized. The coding region runs from base 541 to 2022 and encodes 493 amino acids. Lineage: Eukaryota; Fungi; Ascomycota; Sordariomycetes; Sordariales; Chaetomiaceae. The transcript has 5 exons. Gene Ontology annotation, biological process: DNA-templated transcription; regulation of transcription by RNA polymerase II. Gene Ontology annotation, molecular function: RNA polymerase II cis-regulatory region sequence-specific DNA binding; DNA-binding transcription factor activity, RNA polymerase II-specific; zinc ion binding. The record is from RefSeq and is a predicted model, not a curated record. Gene Ontology annotation, cellular component: chromatin.